This is a messenger RNA of Oncorhynchus mykiss (rainbow trout), 2132 nucleotides long. NCBI's taxonomy places the organism in Eukaryota, Metazoa, Chordata, Actinopteri, Salmoniformes, Salmonidae. The record is from RefSeq and is a predicted model, not a curated record.
CACAAUCAUGGGCUCGGAUUCUUUGGUGGACUUCUGUGAGAGGUCACUGUUAUGCCAGCCGACUAAACUCAACUCCACGAUUCACGAUGGAGUUGAGCGGUGACUAGUGUGGGCGACUGGAGUUCGAACGUCACAUAAAAUAAAGCUUUUAAAAUCAAAAUCGAUGGAUUUCCACACCCAAAGAAUAAGCCGCGUUUACAAAGAACAAUGUCAUGGAGUUGUUUAGUCGGCUACUGUUAUGCCUGAAUUGAACCCAAAACCAACGAGGAAGUCUGCUGCAGUGUUGAGAGCGGUUGAAUGAAAACAAUCGGAUCUAAGUUGAGUCAGCGAUGGCAGGACAUUCAGGUAGCCCCCAGGUAGUUCUAAAGACAGAGGAACAGUCCAAUAGAGUCAUCUUCACCUACUUCCAGGGUGACAUCGGUAGCAUGGUGGACCAACACUUCAACCGUGCCCUCAGCAAGGCCAGUAAGACCAAGGCCCCCAGCGGGAAGGGCAAAAAGAGCCGCAAGGCUGUCAAAUCUGAGUCUGACUCAACAUCUUGCCAGUGGGUUGUUCCAACCCCAUCUUGGUCUGAAGACCAUUUUCCCCCUGUGUCUGGUCGACUUCAUCUGAGCAGCACCAAUGAGUCUCUUUCCAGCCACCGCCUGGCUCUCAGCUCCCCAGAUGAGAGCACCAACCCAUUGGCCUUCGCUCCUAGGCAACAUGGUGGUAUGGGCCUGCCUGCCAUGGCCUAUCCUCACUCCAUGUCCCAUGAGGGCCUGGGGGUCACUGGACAGCCUUACACCAACUCCCUGCUCAAUCUCCUCCAUAGUGACCGGUCAGAGGUGGCUGCAGGCGUGGCCUCGGGCUCCAAACCAGAGCUCCUCCCUAGCUGGAUGGGUCAACCUGCCUUCAGAGACCCCAUGAACCCUGACUCAGGUCUGCAGAAAAGGGAACUCUAUUGGUAUUAAAUGAAACAUGACCGCGCAGGGAAGAGAGGAGUCUGCAACAUGUGCAUGCUGUGUUCACUCCUCUGGUUAUCAGACAGGCCUCCUCCACAGCCACUAGAAGAAGGAACUGCCGGUAACUCUCCGCUCUGUUCCUCUUCAAAGGAUGACUUCAGUUCCUCGCAAUGCAACAGCUGGAACUGCCUCUUAGAAACAAAUCACUUACUGACUAACCAGUUUGCAAACCGGAUCAUAAUUCACAUCAAAGACCAAGGUGACAACCACUGCUAGUCGCCAGUAUGCUGCCUACAACUCAAUAACUUUUAUACACAAGGACAGCGAGAGAGGGAGGGAGCGGGAGAAGGGGAGUGUUUUGCAUGUGUAAGAAAAACCGUGUUAUGUCAAAAGUAGCCUGUAUCGACUGUGGAGAAAAUUUACAAUGUUUUUUAAGAUUAUUUUAUUGAAAUGUUGGUGUUUAGGAAUAUCUGUUUCCUCUGAUGUGUGGACUUCUAAAGGAGGGGGUUUUGAUGUGAUUUGCAGUUGUGAUAUGGAAACAGAAACUGUUUUCAUUUUUUUGCACGUAGCAAAUUAAUGAAAUGCAGUUGAUAUCCUAAUAAAUGAUUGCCAAAGUAACCAUGAAAAUGAAAGAUGUUUAUGAAGAGGUUUUUGUUAUUCAGAGAUUUCUGAUGAGAAUACCAAGUAGACGAUCUGUAGGAAUUGACACAAACCUCUUUUACUGUAAUAAUUGAGUUGUGAUUCGUGAUUAAACAUUCAAAAAAUAAUCUGUUCCAUCUUAAAAGUAGACUCAGUGAAAUGACAUUGCCACGAGCAGCAUCGCAUAUUUUGAGAUGAGCAAGAUGCAAGACUUUGCUCCCACACAGUCACACACAGUAUCUCUGCAUGGGUUCACUUCACCCUGUUAGAGCGUGGUAGCCACAGGACCAAAACGGGAGAAGUUGAGCCUUGCUGUUUACUUUCUGCAUCUACGUCAUAUCGCUGAGUCUACCUUUAAUGAAGUGGAAAUACAUGAUGAACUGGAUCAGUUGAGAUAUCUCUCGCCUGGCAAGUGCACAUAGUUUACAUUACUUUCACAGGAACAGACCUCAAGCCAUUUAGAACAAGUGUGACAAUACUGCCAUCCUGUGGCUGAAAAUAAGAAGAGGAAAAAGGUGCCAAAUGUAUUUCAUUUUCAAACUGAAAUAAAUA